Molecule: messenger RNA, 702 nt
Organism: Cladophialophora yegresii CBS 114405
Lineage: Eukaryota; Fungi; Ascomycota; Eurotiomycetes; Chaetothyriales; Herpotrichiellaceae
Exons: 1
Coding region: 1-702 (233 amino acids)
Biological process (GO): very long-chain fatty acid biosynthetic process; sphingolipid biosynthetic process; fatty acid elongation
Cellular component (GO): endoplasmic reticulum membrane
Molecular function (GO): 3-hydroxyacyl-CoA dehydratase activity
Source: RefSeq, a predicted model, not a curated record
AUGGAGAACCAAACACCUCGUCGCGCAGCCUCCCCUACGCAGAAUUACCUGAUAGCUUACAAUGCAGUCUGCCUGGCACUAUGGUCGAUCAUCACGCUCCGGGCGUUCUUUCUCAUCCCGACACUAUUUGCCCUUGGGAAGCCCCAUCAGCUCCUCGAAGCGCUCUUUACCUUCCUCAAAUGGACGCAGACGAUAGCCCUUCUCGAGAUCGUCCACGCGGCCGCUGGCCUCGUCCGAGCUAGCCCUGUCACGACCGCCAUGCAAGUCGCCUCCCGGAUAUUGGUCGUGUGGGUGGUUUUGGAGAUGUUCCCACAAAUCGUGUCGGUCACAAACAGCUUGGGAAGAUCGGUGGCAGGGUCGACCAUGGGUCCAGUUGCCUUUGCCGGGAUAUUGACGGCUUGGGGAACCACAGAGGUCAUCCGCUACGGAUUCUUCGUGUGGAAAGCAGCGAUCAGUGAGAAGGUCCCCGCUGCUCUCACAUGGCUGCGGUACAACACGUUCUUCGUCCUCUAUCCCAUCGGCAUCUCCAGCGAGUGUAUGCUCAUGUAUCUUGCGCUUGGGCCGGCAGCAAAGCAAGGAAAGCAAGUCGAUCUGCUGCUCAAGGCCGUUCUUCUCAUCUACGUUCCCGGAAGCUACAUCCUCUAUACUCACAUGAUGGCUCAGCGGCGGAAGGUCUUGAAGGGCAAGGGGAAAUCUGCGUAG